This is a messenger RNA of Rhodofomes roseus, 1749 nucleotides long. RefSeq lists its product as uncharacterized. Bases 1 to 1749 code for a protein of 582 amino acids. The record is from RefSeq and is a predicted model, not a curated record. The transcript has 15 exons. Lineage: Eukaryota; Fungi; Basidiomycota; Agaricomycetes; Polyporales; Fomitopsidaceae.
AUGUUGCACUAUAACAACAUUCCAGAAGGCCAACAGCAAAAUAGAGUGGGACCUAAUGGAAAGAGGCAGAUUGGUUGCAAGACAACUGACAAGGAUAGGAACACUUCACAUGGUGACACCGUUAACCAAUCCAAGCUUCAACCUCUCAGGCGUGAAGCAUAUAGAAUCAUCAGGAGCAAGAAGACAACUCAAAGGAAAGCCACACAACAGAACCUAGAUGUGAUUCUUGAGGUCCUACAAAGGCAAGACGGACAUGAGACAUCUGAACAAGAAAUAUGGAUCAGCCUCAAGUCUAAGGACCUCCGGAAGAACGUAGCUGACUUCCUGUGGAAGUGUGUGCCCAAUGCACAUAGAUGUGGAGUAUUCUGGAAGAACAUACCAGGAUACAAAGACCGAGUUAACUGCACAUACUGUGGAGAACCUGAGACAAUGAAACAUAUUAUGAUUGAAUGCCAAGCACCUGGACGGGACGUAGUAUGGGACUUAGUGGGAAGCAUUUGGAGCAGGAAGCAGGCGGAUUGGACCCGCCCGUGCUACGAAGAGAUCCUAGCGGUUGGACUACAGCAGUGGCUUGCUCUGAAGAAGGACACGGUCCUUGGAACAUGGAGAGGCACCUUAGCUGAUGAACAUGCCCUCCCCGACGAUUGGACAGGCGUGAAUAGGGUUUUAGUGGGUAUAGCACCCUUCGAUGAUGGAGCCCCACACUGGCAAGUUAUGGCUGUGCGUAAAGGCAUUUUCUUCCCUGGAUUGCACAAUCGGGGGCACCCGCUCACUGGCUGGUCUCAUGGGUCUGACCAAUUGUCAGAUGCCAUGGAUCGCAAGAGCCCUCCAAAAAAAAAGCAGGAAAACUCUAGUUCAUGUCCCCUUCAAUACAUUCACAGUGGUUGCUGUUGUAUCAUCAGCCUGGUGUUAUCUAGAGGGCCCCCAGAUGAGGUGGUCAUCAUCAAAAGCACAGUUAGAGAAGCCACUGUAAUACAGCCAACAGAGUUUGCCACAUUGGGCGCCACUGGAAGGCUCCACUGGAAGUGUUUCACCCCCACCAGUCAUAAGAACAAUACCUUUGUACCUCAGGGGCCAUCAUACAGAUGGUGCUCUGCCGGCGCCCCCUGCAACGGCGGCGUACUGUAUACGGCUGCUCAGGGAUGGGAUAUCCUAGAGGAACCAACACAGGCAAGGGGUGCAGACGUUCGCAACAUGAUGUCAUUGCUGGCGGCUGACGUUAAUCACUCACAUCUCCUGGAUAUUGCCCUUGAGAUUGAGGCCAGCCAUGUUCGUCUACAAGGGGCCCAGCUACGUGACAACAAGCCGCUCCUUGACCUCUCCAACCGAUGCCAGACAAGCUUGAAUCUCAGCACGGUAGCGAGUUUUUGGGCGAUGAUCAAUCAGAUACGUUUAGCCUGCAGAAUUUCAGAUAUGAUUGCAGCACACCCUGCAGAUGCAGACAAAAAACUAACUGUGGCUGCCAUAUACCGCUCUACGUAUGCGGGCUACCAGCGGAAGCCACCCGCACCAUGGACGUUUCAAGAUUGGAAUACUGCCAGGACAAAGUUCAUGAGACUUGCAGCUGGUUCUGUUGGUGCUCUGGUCUUAGUGGCCCAUAAAGAACUCAGAGUUAAGAUUGGAAGUCGUGAUGGCCACAUUGCUGAAGACCUGGCCAAUCUCAUGUGCCACCCUCAAGACACUCCAGAGGGGCGCAAAGUCAUCAAAACUAUGUGGUACCUGCAACAGGACCAGCCAACACCCAUGUAG